Molecule: messenger RNA, 639 nt
Organism: Paramecium tetraurelia
Lineage: Eukaryota; Ciliophora; Oligohymenophorea; Peniculida; Parameciidae
Exons: 4
Source: RefSeq, a predicted model, not a curated record
AUGAAUUACUAUAUAGAAAGCCAAUUGUAAAAGAUGAGCUAACUUUUAGAAUCAAAGCAAUCUGAGAUCAAUAAAUUGAAGGCAUAAGUGGAGAAAUAUUAAAACUAUGAUUAAUAAUUGGAAGAACUAAACUAGUACAUCAUGUAGUUAAAUUACUAAUUCGAAUAACAAGAAUAGACUCACAAGGAUUAGAUUUAUUUUAUGCAAAGGGAGUUGGCAUUUGCCUAAGACGAAAUAAAAAAUUUGCAAAGAACAAGAGGUUAAACUGAAUAACAAUAAAUAGCUUCACUUCUAAAGGAGUUGUCAGAAAUCAAACAAGAGAACAAUCAACUUAAGGUAGAAUUGUCCAGGUAAUAACAAAAACCAAGAACGAAUUCUAUUCAAGAGAACAGUUUUCAAGAAGUUAAAAGACUGUCUCCUCACUUGAGAGUGCAUAAUUGCAGUUUUACAAGUCCCUCCUAGAACCUAGUAAAAGAGAGAAGAGUUCCUUCACUUCCUGAUGUUAACUCAAAUAGAUUAUCCAUCAACAAGACUUCGUUUCACAAUUUGUCAUAAAAUCAACCAUAUUCCAAGAAACCUCCACUUCAAUAGAUACAUAAUAUCAGUCCUAAUAAGUAAGUAGUAAUUGUUCGUCAAUGA